AUGUUCAACAAAAGUGAAACAAAGACUCUAGGAAAAGUGCGUUUGAGUGUAAGAAAUCCGAGAAAUCAGAAGAAAUACAACUUGGAAUUUGAGAUUGUUGAGGGCAAACAGCUUCAUGCAAUUCUAGGGAUCAAAGCUAUCCAAGCAAUGGACUUCAUCACAGUAAACCAUAAGGAGUUUCUGUCCAAACAAGAGGUGCGGGAAGAAGUAGUAGCAGAAAUUGUAGACAUUCAAAAGGAGAUGGAGACCAAAUUCAAAUCAGUGUUUGAAGGACAAGGAAAACUAGAUGGAAAACUGACAUUGGAAGUAGACCAAAAUGUGAAACCGGUGAAAAUGCCAGCAAGGAAAGUGCCAAUCGCUAUCAAAAACAAACUGAAACAAGAACUAGAUAGACUAGAACAGUUAGAGAUCAUCAAACCUGUGAAUACUCCUACUGAUUGGAUCUCGAGUCUUGUUGUAGCGCCUAAGUCAAAUGGACGGAUUCGGUUGUGUAUUGAUCCAAGACCACUGAAUCAGGCUCUUAAAAGAAACCAUUACCCUACUCCACUAAUUGAGGACAUACUUCCAGAUUUAGGCAAGGCACGUAUUUUCUCUGUAGUUGACGCACGAGACGGAUUCUGGCAUGUUGUUAUGGAUGAGCAGAGUAGCUAUCUUACCACAUUUUCAACGCCGUGGGGAAGAUACAGAUGGUUGAGAAUGCCAUUUGGGAUAUCACCUGCUCCCGAGGAGUUCCAGAGACGCAUGGAAGAAGCUUUAGAAGGACUUGACGGCAUCAAACCUAUUCAUGAUGACAUCUUGAUCUAUGGAUGUGGAGACAAUGACAAGGAGGCUCAUGAAGAUCAUGACCGCAAGAUGGAAGCCUUGCUACAGAGAUGUUUAGAAAGAAACGUUAAACUGAACAAGGAGAAGAUGAAACUAAAAGUAGACUCUGUCACUUACCUAGGAUUUGUCAUUUCUAAAAAUGGCCUGUGCAUAGAUCCGCAGAAAGUGAAAGCAAUACGAGAGAUGCCAACUCUCCAGGACAGACAGGGAGUGCAGAGACUUCUUGGGAUGACAAACUUCGUUCAACGAUUUGCGCCACAGCUGGCUGAAAUUACAGCACCGUUAAGAAGUCUUCUGAAAUCUGACACACAUUUCAGAUGGGAUGAAGAUAUCCAUGGUAAAGCAUUCAAGGAUGUAAAAACUGUUUUGUCGAACACUCCAGUGUUGAGAUUCUUUGAUGAACACAAGGAGCUAGUUUUACAGUGUGAUGCAUCCGAAUCUGGCCUUGGAGCUUGUCUACUUCAAGAGGGACACCCAAUAAUGUAUGCUUCAAGAUCACUUACAGAGACCGAAUGCAAUUACGCUCAGAUUGAAAAGGAGUUACUCGCGGUUGUCUUCGGAAUGGAAAGAUUUGAGAAUUAUACUUAUGGAAGACACGUUCUUGCAGAAUCUGAUCAUAAGCCACUUGAGAUAAUACACAAGAAGAAUCUACACAGUGCACCAAAGAGACUACAAAGAAUGUUGCUGAGACUUCAAAAAUUUGACUAUGAAGUACUCUACAAAAGAGGUACUAAAAUGUACUUUGCUGAUACUUUAUCCAGAGCAUAUCUUAAAGCUCAGCCAGAGGACCUUGAAGAAAAGGACCCUGUAGAAGUACACAAUGUAGAUUAUAAGGAAUAUCUACCAGUGUCGGAGCAGCGCAUUGUGGAAAUCAGAAAGGCAACAGAAAGAGAUGAAACUAUGGAUAUGCUGAAAGGAGUUAUUAAGUCCGGAUGGCCUGAGACGAGGGCAGAAGUUCAUACAGAUAUUCAGACUUAUUUUCCAUUUCGUGAGGAACUUGUUGUUCAAAAUGGACUCAUUUAUAAAGGUGAACGGAUUGUAGUUCCGGUAGAAAUACGCAGUCACCUUCUUGAGAGGAUCCACUAUUCUCACAUAGGAAUUCAAGGAUGCCUACGAAGAGCUAAGGAGAGCCUUUACUGGCCAAAUAUGGCUAAAGACAUUGAACUGUUCAUAAUAGACUACUACUCUGACUACUUCGAGGUUGACCGUCUACAUAGUAAAACCGGUAGCACCAUAAUCAGCAAAUUGAAAGCUCACCUUGCAAGACAUGAGAUACCCGACACUCUAGUCUCGGACAAUGGACUACCAUUUAAUGGUCAGGAAUUUGCUGAAUUCUCGAGAACAUAUGAAUUCAACCACGUAACGUCUUCACCGAAUUAUGCGCAAUCCAACGGUAAAGCUGAGAAUGCCGUGAAGAUUAUAAAACGCCUGAUAAACAAGAGUGUUGCUGAUCAGAAGGAUCCAUACCUAGCAUUAUUAGACCUUAGAAACACACCUAGCCAGGAUAUUGGAUAUUCUGCUGUACAGAGGAUCUUUGGGAGGAGAACAAAGACUUUAUUACCUGUCUCCGAAAACAUGCUCAAACCCCGGUAUGCUGACAAAGUCAAGGAACAGCUUCGCUGUAGAAAGGGAAGAGAAACGCAUUAUUACAAUAAAGGAGCCAAAGAAAUGUCACCGUUACAUGAAGGAGAUGUAGUUCGCGUACGACCGAAAGGAAACGAGAAAUCUUGGAAGAAAGCUGAAAACUACAAGGACAAGUAG
Molecule: messenger RNA, 2583 nt
Organism: Saccostrea cuccullata (small rock oyster)
Lineage: Eukaryota; Metazoa; Mollusca; Bivalvia; Ostreida; Ostreidae
Exons: 2
Coding region: 1-2583 (860 amino acids)
Biological process (GO): DNA integration
Molecular function (GO): nucleic acid binding
Source: RefSeq, a predicted model, not a curated record